GCAUUUGCAAACUAUCAACCAUGCAACCAGGCAAAUUGAAUGACAUAGUGAAACCACUCUGCUGGCUGAUGGGUACUUGGAAAUCAAUCAGUGCCAGAGUGAGCUAUCCCACAAUGAAGUGUCCAGUGGACUACUGCGAGAAUCUGGUGUUUGAAUCAGUGGGACAACCUUUACUGAAUUAUCAUUCCCUUACUUGGAACCCUAAGGAUAAGUCUCCAAUGCACUUGGAGUCUGGAUUCCUCAGGAUAGACCAGGAUGGUUGCAGUGUAUCAUUUCUUAUUGCCCAAAAUUUCGGGAUAGCCACAGUGGAAGAGGGCUGUGUAGAGGGCAGUAGUAUCUCCACCGAAUCAAAAUCGAUCGGCAGUACGAAUUUUAUUAAAGGUCAAGUAGUUGCCAUUCACAGGAACUAUUGCUUGAAUGAACAGGGUCAGUUGGUGUUCAAAAUGAAACUGCAAACACCCAAAGUACCCCUCACUGAUCACUUGCAUGUUGUUUAUGAAAAAGAGGAUUGUAAGCCAGAAAAAGAAUAAUGUACAGGUUGUUCUAUUUACUAUUGUAUAUUUAUUGCUGACUGAAAUAAAGAAGAAACGUGAUUUCAUGCAGAA
Molecule: messenger RNA, 605 nt
Organism: Phaedon cochleariae (mustard beetle)
Lineage: Eukaryota; Metazoa; Arthropoda; Insecta; Coleoptera; Chrysomelidae
Source: the annotation of a GenBank genome assembly